Messenger RNA from Peronospora matthiolae, 1797 nucleotides. NCBI's taxonomy places the organism in Eukaryota, Oomycota, Peronosporomycetes, Peronosporales, Peronosporaceae. The record is from the annotation of a GenBank genome assembly.
AUGGAUGAAAAGACUGACGUGGAUGUCCAUAGAAUCCACGACCGGAAGGUUCUUACUUUAAUGCGAGAGCAUAAGUUGUGCGCGAACCUCAAGAAAAAUAUAUCUGCAGCGAACGAAAUACCACUUCUUGGCUGCAUCGUGGGUAAAAACGGCGUACGCUCUAAUCCGGAAAAGAUCAAGGCGAUUAGCGACUGGCCUGUGCCAGUCGACGUCAAGGGACUUCGAAAGUUCCUUGGCUUGGCGGCGUACUUGCACAAAUACUCGCGCAACUAUGCCGAGAUGACCGUACAUCUCUCUCGUCUGCUAAAGAAAAACGAGAGGUGGUCAUGGAGUGCUGAGUGUCAGCACUCCUUUGAAGGUAUCAAGAAAAGCUUGAUACAAUCGCCUGUGUUGGCGAUUGCAGACCAGGACAGACCAUUCCAUGUGGUCUGUGACGCCAGCGAUUUUGCAAUCGGCUGCGCGUUAAUGCAGUACGACUCAGACGGCGUUGAGCGCGUCGUCUGUUAUCAAUCGCGUCAGCUGCAAGCAGCUGAGCGUAAUUACCCAGUGCAUGACAAGGAACUCCUUGCCAUGAAAUAUGCACUGGCUAAGUUUCGGGUAUAUCUCUUAGGAGAUAGGCCCUUCAUCGUUUAUACCGACCAUGCGUCGUUACGCACGGCCGUCAACAGUCCACAACUCUCGCAACGAAUGGCGAGGUGGCUGUCUUUCUUCGCGGAGCACAACUUCUCCGUCGAGUAUAAACCAGGACGACUUAAUGUCGUCGCUGAUGCUCUUUCGCGUCGGCCUGAUUUAGAGCCGACUGCUCAACCCGACAGUAGGGGUGAUCCCACUGUAGCAAAACUAACAGUGAGUGUUCCGUCGUCGAAUCUGUUCGAUGACGUGCGAAAAGCAUACACAGAAGAUGAGUCUCUUCUACGGUUGAUGGAUUACGUAUUCAAUCCGUGUAAUCAAGCUUUGAAAAGCUUGUCGUCUCAAUACCGCUCUUCAACCGAACGGUAUUCUGCUCGCGACGGACUGCUGUACUAUACAGCAGUCAACGGCGACACACCUCGUGUCGUCGUUCCCGCUCAUAAUGAUUUGCGAUUGCGCAUCAUGUAUGAGUGUCACGAUGCCCCAACAAGUGGGCAUCGCGGUAGAGAAAAGACUUACCUCAUGGUGAGUCGUGACUUCUACUGGCCCCGCCAGUAUGAGUUUGUGCGCAAAUACAUUCGCGCUUGCGAAGUUUGUCAACGGGUGAAGCCUAGUCCUUCAUCCCGCGCACCCUUGCAGCCUCUACCGAUUCCGGCAGAGUGUUGGCAGUCCGUAUCGAUGGACUUCGUCUUUGGGUUUCCCAAAGACGUUCACAAGAAUACUGGUAUUCUUGUGUUUGUUGAUCGGUUCAGCAAGAUGGUACAUCUUGUUGCUGUACCGGAGUCAAUCACAGCCCAGGGCUGUGCUCGUGUCUUCAUCGAUACUAUCUUCCGACUUCACGGGUUACCCCGUGAACUCGUGUCUGAUAGGGACCCCCGCUUCACAGCGGAGUUCUGGCAAUCCGUGUUCCGUUCACUUGGAACACGUUUGACGAUGUCAACUUCUGACCAUCCAGAAACAGAUGGUCAGACGGAACGCGUCAACCGCGUCCUCGAAGAGAUACUUCGAGGGUAUGUCCACUCGUUUACGAGUUGGAGUGAGUUCUUGCCGAUGGCGGAAUUCGCCAUCAACAACUCGGUGCAUGCGUCAACAAUGCAUACACCGUUCUUCGUGAAUGGCCUACGCCAUCCACGUUUACCCGCCUUCUUAGAGUGUGACUCUAGUUAA